Molecule: messenger RNA, 3191 nt
Organism: Ailuropoda melanoleuca (giant panda)
Lineage: Eukaryota; Metazoa; Chordata; Mammalia; Carnivora; Ursidae
Gene: RFLNB
Product: refilin B
Exons: 3
Biological process (GO): actin filament bundle organization; skeletal system morphogenesis; negative regulation of bone mineralization involved in bone maturation
Cellular component (GO): actin filament bundle
Molecular function (GO): filamin binding
Source: RefSeq, a predicted model, not a curated record
AUCUUCGGUGUGAACAAAUUUCUGAAUCCGGCGUCUCUCCCCAGCCCCCUGGCCUUUGCCUGCUCGCCGAGGCUGUGCCCCCUGUCCUUUGGCGAAGGAGUGGAGUUUGACCCCUUACCACCGACGGAAGUAAGGUACACGUCGUCGGUCAGGUACGACUCCGAGCGGCACUUCAUCGACGACGUCCAACUGCCCCUGGGCCUGGCUGUGGCCUCCUGCAGCCAGACGGUCACCUGCAUCCCCAGCUGCACCUGGCGCAGCUACAAGGCCGAAGUGCGCUUCGAGCCCCGCCACAAGCCCAGCCGCUUCCUCAGCACCACCAUCGUCUACCCCAAGUACCCCAAGACCGUCUACACCACCACGCUGGAUUACAACUGCCGCAAGACGCUGAGGAGGUUCCUGUCCAGCGUGGAGCUGGAAGCCGCAGAGCUGCCGGGCGGUGACAGCCUCUUGGAUGAGUGCUGACGGGAGCCUCGGGGACUCGGACCGGCUCUUCCGCGCCCUUGAGUGGCCUUCGUGCCCUGCCCAGAGGAGUCUGGCCUCGCCAUGCCUCUAAGCCCCGCCUGGGGAAGAAAACAAUGUCAUGGCCUCUUAGAAUCAUGGAGAGAAUUGGGUUUUUAAAAAUGUUCAUGUUGGUUUCCAAAGGCGUAUAUUUCUCGUUUGCCGCUGCGUGGCUUCCCCAGAGUCUCAAUUUGAUGAACAAAUAAAAGGGCAACUGGAGCAAAAGGAAAAUGGCCCCUGUUUGAAAUAGGGAGGGAGGAGAGGGCUCUUCUCUCACGGGUCAGUUAGCCUGAGGAAGAGCAUGGAGAACGUCUCUGGGAUGGACGAAGUGAGUUGUGUAAGACCUUCCAGCCCUGGGUUGCCUUCACUGACAGCGGUGCUGGUUCCGUAAGCUGUGACAUCCCUAUGGGUCCAAUAUGUGGAGAGCUGAGUUCCAUUCUGUCAUUUAUUUCCAUUUCCAUUUGUAUUUCCUGUUCACCAAAACUCUUGGAAUUCCCUAAAUCCUUUUCAUAUCAAAAAACCCCAAACCGCUAUAGAAGAUGACUUUAAAGAGAGAAAAGGUUCACCCUGUUCUCCCCUCUCUUCAGGAGACUCACGUCCACCAGCGGCCAGUGUGAGAGCCGUGGCUUCAGUUCUGGGUCUUUCUACCAGUUGAGUCCCAGCUUGGGCUCUGGCAAAGUGCCUUGAACCCUUGGCAUCUGGUAAUGUCUCCACAGGCUUGUGUAACUCUCCUGAUAUGUGUUUUGGGGUUUCCAAAUACUUUCCUAUUUUUUUCAUAAGGCAGAACAUAGCCAAGGGCCCUUUUGAGAGAAACAGCAUUUUGGAAGAAUGCUUAGGGAAACCACUUUUGGGGACUCCGUGAGGGGGUUUCGCUCCCAGUGGGAAGGGCCGGCCACAGCCAGGACGGGCCGGCGUCUGGGAGAGGCAGAAGUAGAUGUUUCUGGUGACCUGUCCCAUCAGGAUGGGUGUCCUCUCCAGGGACCUGGUCACCACCACAGAGGACUUCUGCCAGUGCCUUAAGUCUAAGCCGGAAAGCAAGAAAAUUGCCCCACCCCUCCCUCCAGGUGCAGGAAAGGUGACUUCAGGAUAGGGAUUGAUGUCGCAAGUCAAACUCCGAAACUUGGGCACUGUUGGGUGGGACACAUUUCUUGUAAGAGCUUACUGUAACGUAAGUGACAAUCAUGGAGUUAGGUGCACGUGGAAGACACUGCGUGAGCUCAGCUGAACCAGCCUCAGACGCAGAAGGGGCCAGAGGCUGCGCCGGGCCAGGCUGUCUCUGGCCUCAGCCCCCUGCCCACCCUGCCUCCCCACCAGCCCAUGCUUCUUCCUCCUGCCAAUCCCUGAAGGUUUUGAAUGAAGACAGUGACAGGUGCCUUUUUCUCUUCCAAUAUUGGAAGGAACAAUCCGUGAAUAUUUCCUUUGAAUACAUCCAAAUUAGACCAUGUGCUCGAGCGUCUUGUAAACCCGGAUUUUCGAUGUAUUUUGGGCUUCUGUUGAUGGCUUCCGUGUGUCCCGAAAGCAGAGUUGAUAGCCCGAUGGGUACCCUGGAGCCACAGCAGGGACUUUUGUUCCGAGGAAAGCAGGUGUGAUGAUCUCUCGCUUGAAGUCACUGGAGACCUCUAGAGCCAACCUGGCUGGAGUCCUCUUCAGCUUUAACAUAAUGUGUAGUUUGUCAUGCCUCUGUUUGACGCAGCCUUCGGUGGGUCCGUGGUCCCAAGUUUCCCAUGGUGAAGCUCAGCGGGGACCCGUGAAGGGGGCGCUCUGGGACUCAUGCAGAGUGACAAAAGCUGUCUGCCUUUGGAAGAGUAAAUUACGUGGCAUUUCUUGAUAAAAAUGGAUUUUUUUCUCUCUGAUUUCAUCAUCUUGGCAUUUAAGACAAGUGGUAAAUGUAAUUUUAAAUUAUGUUGAGAGAGUUCCCAAGGCUUUGUCCUGGCCCAAUGAGGACACUUGAAUGAGCUCAGAACAAUAUUGUGAGCAGCGUGGCAGGAGAGACACAUGGGAGAGUAUGGCCUUGGUACACAGCAGCAUUUCGAGAUGUCCAUAUGAGAUUUGUUUGUUUGGGGGUUGGGUUAAGUUGGGACAAAGCAUUCUAGGUGUGGAGAGAAUCUGAAAUAUUUCAGUAAAGUAAGUGGAAGUGAGCAAUUCUGAAUGUGUAAUACGAAUGGAAAAGCAGGUUUUAUCUUAAGUUAUUCACUAGGGAGCUAACUGUAGUUCUUUCUAAUCUUUCUAAUUCUUUCUUUUUCUUCAAAGCUGCUUUGCUGCAAGUUAAUGCCUAAGAGGGUGGAAUGGGACACUUCAGGAGGGGUCAAAGGCCAUUGAGCUUGGUGGGCUUGCGUUAGUUCACGAGGUGGAAGCGAUGAUUUUAAAGCUCAUUAAAACCAACCAUUCCUAAGCAUAUCUGAGAGGUACAGUUUACUUAUUAACUAAAAAGUCUUUGUUCUCGGUCUCUUAAAUUAUAGCUUUCAUGUAAGAAGGAUGAUUUGUAUUUUCAGAGAAAAGUUGUUUUCAAGGUCAGACCUUUUAAAGAACGAUUACCUUUUCAUUUGACUCUUUUCCUGUUUCUAACCUUAGAAAAUCCAGCACGGUAUUUGAUAAAAACUAUUUUUUAAAUUUAUCUUUGACAUCUGUCCCAUUCCAUUUUGCUUUGUGACUUCUUCAUUUAACAAUAAAUUAUCUUUAAAGAAACAAAA